This is a messenger RNA of Cryphonectria parasitica EP155, 3261 nucleotides long. RefSeq lists its product as uncharacterized. Gene Ontology annotation, biological process: exocytosis; Golgi to plasma membrane transport. Gene Ontology annotation, cellular component: exocyst. The transcript has 2 exons. The record is from RefSeq and is a predicted model, not a curated record. Bases 1 to 3261 code for a protein of 1086 amino acids. NCBI's taxonomy places the organism in Eukaryota, Fungi, Ascomycota, Sordariomycetes, Diaporthales, Cryphonectriaceae.
AUGGCGAACCGCUACGGUGGCUAUGGCCGCAACGGCAACGGCUAUGGGGGCUUUGUCCGGAAGAAUAGCGGCGAGGAAGACUACGAUACCUACGCCGAUGGUUACAGCAGCGGCGACCGCUACGUGACGCCCCCGAGUAUUCCCUCCGCCCGCACGACCCCCUCCCAAACCUCCCUCCCUCUGCGCGCCCCUCCCUCGCGGUCCCAACUCCAGGCCCAGCAGCUCAACCAGCAGGCCCAGCAGGCCCAGUGGACGCACGCCGAGAGGCAGAUCAACGACGUGCUGGGUAUGAUACAGAAGGACUGGCCGAACCUCUGCGAGGAUGACUGCGUCCCGGUGCAGCUAGCGCUGCAGCUGCUCGACAACAGCUCCGUGGGGAGGGCACACGAGUACGGCAACUUCCAGCAGACGCACCAAGACCUGCAGAACUCCCUGAAAGCCAUCGUCCACGACUACCACCAGGGUUUCAACUCGAGCAUCGGCACGUUCCACAAGAUCCAGGGGAGCAUCAUAGCCAGCCAGAAAAGAGUGCGCGUGUUGAAGGACAGCCUCGCCAACAGCAAGACUGCGCUGUGCACGACAGACCCAGAGCUGAAAAAGCUGUACAACUCAAGCCAGAUGUACGACGACUUGCUGCAGACACUGAACGAGCUAGAGGAGCUGAGGCAGGUGCCAGACCAGCUGGAGGCUAGGAUCUCCGAGAAGAGGUUCCUGACGGCGGUCGAAGUGCUGCAGAACGCGCUGCGGAGGCUAAGAAAACCCGAGCUGGAUGACAUUGGGGCCCUGAGCGAGCUCAGAAGCUACCUGGCAAACCAAGAGACGGCUCUGAUGGACAUCCUAGUGGAGGAGCUGCACGAGCAUCUAUACCUUAAAUCUCCUUACUGCCAGGAGAGGUGGCAGAACUUGGCAAAGAGCCAGGGGGCGUUCCGGGAUGACAUUGCAGAGUCAGGAGCGGUGGUCCCUUUCUUCGAAGUUCUGGCUAGUAUGGAUCUCGACAGCCCGAUACAGGAGGACCCUGGCAGGAAUCCCGAGUCCGAUACCUUCUCGUACGUCGCCCUGUUGGUAGAGGCUCUGAACAAGCUAGGUCGUCUGGAAACUGCUGUCGAUACGAUCAAGCAGCGGUUGCCAGUCGAAUUAUUCAGCGUUGUAAACGAGACGAUCAAUGAGGUGGACCACAAGCACCCGAGCUCGCUGAGAGGCGUCUCCAACGGCUCAGGUGGACUUCACAUCUACAGCAACCGGGAGACGCAGAUGAGAGCAGAUGUCAUCUACGACCUGCUCUGGACAUUGUACGGAAAAUUUGAAGCGAUAGCAGAAGGACAUCGGCUUUUCCACGAGUCCAUCAAAGCACUCAUCCGACGAGAAAGUGGCGGUAAUAACGCUACCCUCCUGGGAAGCUUCAAGGAGCUAUGGAACCUAUACCAGAACGAGAUACGGUCCUUGUUGCACAACUACGUGACGACCGAUGCGGAUUUGUACCAGUUCAACACACCUCUCCCAGGCGCGACGAAUGGCAGACUAGAUGCGCAUCGUGAACACCUCUUCAAGUUCAACGAGGCAGACUCGAAGGCCGCGGAGCUAGUCGUGGAAUUUGAGGAGCUUGACAAGACCAUCGAACAAGCCGUGCCUGGUCUGACCGCCGGUCAGAUUAAAGGCAAGGGCGACAAGAAGGCUGGAAACCGGGUAAAUGAGUCGAGGAAGAGCACGGCUUUCACGUAUGGCAGCCGUGAUCAGCAAGAGAGUUACAAGUCGCUGGUGGAGCCAAACGUCUUCAACAUGAGCUUGUUGCUGCCGCCGACCCUAGUGUUCCUCGGGAGGCUGAAGAACAUUGUGCCUCCAGGCUCAGACCUAGCAACCAGCACACUCACGACCUUCUUGGACAACUUCCUGGUGAACGUCUUCCAGCCGCAACUGGACGAAACCCUGGGAAAGCUGAGCGAUGCGGUGUUUGGCGAGGCGGACGCCUUCCAGCAGGAUGCGGACUGGAGCCAAACGGCCCGGCGGCCUGUCUUCAAAGGUGCCACAGAUUUCUUCGCCGUCGUCACGGCGUUCUGCAAGAUGUUGGACACGAUACCGCAUGAUCAGGCAUUGAGCUCGCUUAUCAUCACGCAGAUGAUGCGGUACUACGACCGGUGCUUUGGCUGGUAUAAGACGCUGGUCACCAAGACACAGGAGGGGAACACCACAACUCAGGCUCUGCGUGCUUCAGCCGUCAUGGCAACUGACAACGGCGAGAUACACAACACUGUCCAGAAAUUGUGGACAGCCGAUACUCUUGAUCUCGAUCUUCUCGACAAGGAGGUUGGGCUCUUGAUCACGGAGACCAACGAGAAAUCUCUCCAGAUCGGUGACAUUAUAUUUGACAGGGAUACGAUCUCUUCGCUCUGUCUACUCUAUACCAGCAUGAAAUGGCUGUCCGUAAAGGUCUCGAGUCUCCGACAUAUCACGCGGAACGAGACCGACUCCAACCGGUCUAGCAUACCCAAGCCCGGAAAGCGGAGGUGGACUCUGCUCAAUGACUUGAGCAAGGCGACAACCGAAGAUGGACCGGUGUUCCUUCCAAUGACGCAGGAGACAGUCCAGUCUUUCGACGGCGUCGUGUCCUCGUACGAGGAAUUGGCCGCCACGUCCUUGCUCACCCUUCACAUGGAGGUUCGGUGUCGCAUCGCCUACUCUCUGCGUGUUGUCCUCGACCCCAAGACAGCACCCUAUCUCCUCGACCAAGACGUCAAGGAGCCCGACCCCCAGAUCAUCUCCCUCAACUCAGAGCUAGUCGCCUACGAUGAAACGAUCGUUAAAUAUCUGCGCGAGCGCGAGGUUGCCUUCAUCAGGACCGGUCUGGGCCUACUGAUCAAUUCAUACCUUGUGUCCAACGCCUCCAAGGUAGCGCCUAUCAACUCGAGAGGCUCAGGCCGCAUGCAACUCAACAUCUUGGUACUACAACAAAACCUCAAAAACAUCGAGGCCGGCGUGGACCUGGCACGUGCGGCCAACUACUGGGCGCUGUUCGACCAGGGCGCAGACGCCAUCGUCACGAAGGCGAAAGAUGAUGCCGCCAAGGCAGCUGCUGGGGAAGGCAUGGACGGUGCCGCUCCGAUCGGGCGAGACCCAGAUCGAUUUACGUACGAUGAACUCAAGGCGCUCAUCGAGCUCUGCUAUAGUGAGAUGUUGGCGAGUAAGGAGAGGGGUAUCGAGAACAGUGCUAGAAGAGCGAUGGGCGACAAGCUGCUUGAGCUUAGCGAGCACAUGUGGCAGAGCUGA